AUGACAGUCAUUGAACCCCCCGCCCCAGUCCCAAUCGCAACGCCCUUCUCACAAUCCCGCUUCCUAUCCGAACUCGAAAGCGCCUGCAAAGCUCUCAACACGGCCUACUCUGAACCUACCACACUGAAGAUCCUUAAAACCUUCGAGAAAAGCUUCACCCGCGGCGCCGUCCUCUUCCGCACAACCAAUCAACCCGAAGGACCGUUGAACUAUCGCGUCUACGAGCGGCAGAGCAUCGAUAUGGUUUCGCUCGCCACAAACGCCGGCCUCCUCCCUCGCGAUUCGUCAUUGGGAAAGCUCGUACUGACCUGGUCCUCUUUAUACGGCAAUGAAAGCCACCAGCUAGCAGACUUUGAUUCUUCCAAAGGAUUGGUAAAAUUCUGGGUCUUUCUCGGUGGGAUACGGCCGCUUGAUGAGAUAUUGAAUGUCCCUGGUGUUCCGGAGUGCAUACGCGGCUACAGAGGCAUGUUUAAAACCAUAAACCUCACGGGCGUGCGGCAUACAGCCGUCGAUCUCGAGAAAGGGUCCAUGAAUCUGUAUUUCCGGACACCGCCUGACCUUUCGAGGAGAGAUAUGGAUGAAUACAUUUCCCUCGCGGGGGCCGAUCCCCUACCCGAUGCGCUUUUCGAAGAAAUACACGCACCCUUCCCGAGGGCCGGCGGGACGUUUGCGGUGACGAUGGAUAUGACCACGGGGCGGAUUUCGCGCGUUGCGUUUUAUGCGCUCCGUCUCGAGGAGAAUAAUCCUCCGGCUUCGGCGGUUAGUGGGCGGAUCAAGACGUUCUUCGAGGUUUGUCCGUCGUAUGAUCCCGACGAGAUGAAGGCGCUUGCGUGGUCGUUUGGAGAAGGAAACAAGCGGUAUGUCAAGGCGGAGCAUAGCUAUACAGGGGAUUUGGUUGGGCUGAUUCGGGGGUGGGGGACGAGUAUGAGUUGCGCCGAAUAA
Messenger RNA from Aspergillus calidoustus, 942 nucleotides. NCBI's taxonomy places the organism in Eukaryota, Fungi, Ascomycota, Eurotiomycetes, Eurotiales, Aspergillaceae. The record is from the annotation of a GenBank genome assembly.